CUACAAUUUAAACAUAUCGUUUCUCCCGUACUCCAAGCUCCUGUCACACCGCUUAUAUAAAGGCUGAUCCUAUUUACUUUAGGUUCGUAAACGCACUAUACGGGAACAAUUAGUUGGUGACUACAGGUAAAACACAGUAGGAAGUAAGGAAGCAUCCUACGUACACCAACCGUAUCCCACCGUCAUGGAGUCGGAUAAAUACAGUUUCCAGACUGGCGUGAAAAACACAUUUACGACCGUAGAUUAUGUUCUUUUUGGAUUUAUCCUGAGCGUAUCUGCAUCCAUAGGUCUUUUUUAUGCCAUCAAAGAUCGUAACCGCCAGAACACACGGGAAUUCCUGAUGGCGGGUGGAGAUAUGAACCCUUUACCAGUAUCACUGUCGCUUCUGGCCAGUUUUAUGUCCGCCAUUACUCUUCUGGGUGUUCCGGCCGAAAUGUACAAUUACACCACAAUGUAUUGGUGGAUUGGACUCGGGUACCUGUUCGUAGCUUUUGGAGCCGCUCAUGUUUUCAUUCCCAUCUUUUACAGACUUCGAGUUACAAGCGCCUAUGAGUAUCUGGAAUUCCGAUUCAGCAAGGGAGUGAGGACGGCGGGAUCCCUAACAUUCUCGGUACAGAUGCUGCUGUAUAUGGCCCUUGUGUUAUACGCCCCCUCACUAGCACUCAAUGCAGUUACAGGGUUCACGUUAUGGGGAUCUGUGAUAGCUGUAGGCGCUGUCUGUACACUUUACACCUGUCUGGGUGGUAUGAAGGCGGUCCUGUGGACGGACACUUUCCAAGUAAUCAUGAUGUUUGCUGGACUCAUUGCAAUUCUAAUCAAGGGCAGCAUAGAAAGUGGAGGCGUGGGGUUGGCAUGGCAACGGGCAGCGGAUAGUGGCCGAGUGGUGUUUGAUGACUUCGAUCCCAACCCGGCAAAACGCCACAGUGUAUGGUCUCUCGUGAUUGGUGGAACAUUCACGUGGGUAGCCAUAUAUGGUGUUAACCAGGCUAUGGUACAACGCUGCUGCACUUGUUCAUCACUUAAGAAAGCUCAGCUGGCUAUAUGGGUGAACUUUCCGGGUUUGUGUCUUAUUCUGUACCUUUGCUGCCUGAUUGGAAUGGUGAUGUACGGGUUUUAUAGCCGCUGUGACCCCUUCAAAUUUGGCCUCGUGCAGUCAUCAGACCAGUUACUUCCCUUGUUUGUGAUGGACGUACUUGGUACUGCACAAGGAUUCCCGGGAUUGUUUGUCGCCAGUCUCUUCAGUGGUGCUCUUAGUACAAUAUCUUCAGGACUGAACUCCCUAUCUGCAGUUGUACUACAGGAUAUUAUUAAAUCCUACUUUUUACCGAACCUUUCCGAACAGCGUGCGACACUUGUGUCUAAGAUCCUAGCCCUAGUAUUUGGUGUGAUCUGUCUCGGACUGACUUAUGUGGCAUCCUUGCUGGGAGGUGUAUUACAGGUAUUUAUAUUCAAAGUCUCAUAAUACCGUUUUGUUUGUCACUGUCUUAUAUGGAUCCAUCUAUAUUUCAACGAGCCAAAUACUGACCCUAAGGAACUGCCUUUUGUGGUGAUCAGUUAGGCUAUCAAUCUAUCGCAUCCUCACAAGUUGUUAUCAACGCUGCUCGUGUUA
This is a messenger RNA of Pecten maximus, 1609 nucleotides long. Its product is annotated as sodium-coupled monocarboxylate transporter 2-like. Gene Ontology annotation, cellular component: membrane. The record is from RefSeq and is a predicted model, not a curated record. Gene Ontology annotation, biological process: transmembrane transport; sodium ion transport. Lineage: Eukaryota; Metazoa; Mollusca; Bivalvia; Pectinida; Pectinidae. Gene Ontology annotation, molecular function: symporter activity.